AUGACAUUCACUGGACAUCUAUCAGCACACUACGUAAUUGGAACCACUGCCGCUUUCUCACAUGUCACACCUUUACUUCAACUCGCAUUAUCUUUACUUGAACUCACACCAGACUUGUGUAUCUCUUUCAUCGUUCAUGCGAACAACAUAGAGACAUGUCAUAAAGUUUUCUCUCAGUCGGACCAGUAUGAAGAAGUCACAAAGCCCAGAUUAAGAUUGUAUACAGUCGGUGAUGCGGGUCUUGAGUUGAAGAAAGUAGGAGAGGCAUUUAUGGAGAUGGUUUACAAAAGCGGAGAGCAGUAUGGGACUAUCUUAGGGUCUUGCUCUCAUUUUGGCUGGCCAUUUCCAACGAUGUUCAUCUUCGACUUGACCUCAUUUUUCUACCCUCAAAUCAAGAGUGCAGUAGAAGCUCAAAUCCCAAAUUGUCCUCCUGUAAGGCUCGUAGGAUAUUGGCCUUUACCCGUUGCUGAUCUACUCUUCCUCGCUGGGGACGUAACAAAUGGCUCUAUCCGAUGGCUCGGAGAGGAAUUCGAUACUCUGUCCACGGCCCAAGGGGUAGAUUUGAAAAUUGGUUUGACCCUCGACAAGACUGUCACCGAGUCUGGUAAAAUUGUAAAUGUAUCAGGCUGUAAUCCAUGCUCCCUAUAUGAACGCUGGGCGUUCGAUAUCAACUGGAAAGACCCUACACUAUCAUACGGCUGGUUUGCUUACCUCAACGGUGUCCAAGCUGCUUGCAGUGAGGUAUCAGCCAUGAUCGGUUGUUUCCCCUCUUCAGUGGUCGAAGCCGAAACGCUCAAAGCGGUCCAGACGGAUGGUCAACUCACCAAGUUGGCCGAGCCGUUCAUCGAGAUGGGGUACUUUCCUAAACCUGCCUCAGACCAGAUCGAGAUGCGCGUGCGAGAAUUCUUAGAUAGGCACGCCGAGAGACAAGUGACAUUGCUCAGCUUUGGCACUGUGGUAGAAGCCGGUCCCGGAAUAUCCACGUUAUUUGACUUCCUUGUGGACAAUGACUUGCCGUUUGUUUAUGCUUGCGGGGGACAAAAGGAAGUUUUACCCGCACAUGUACGGGAAGUGCUGGCUAAGGGCGAAAAGGAGGGGAAAUGUAUCGCCCCGGAUUGGGUCAACCAGACUGCCAUUCUCGGGCAUAAGUCUAUCAAAUGUUUCCUCUCUCAUUGCGGUGCCAACUCUUUCUGCGAGGCUGUGAUGGCUUCAGUGCCCAUCUUGGCUUGGCCGAUCAAAUGGGAUCAAAUCCUCCUCGGCUCUUUAGUUCACAAACAUUCCAUCGGUGUAGAGCUCUUACAACAUCGUCGUGGGGCAAACGUAGGGCAAGAAACCGCUCAUCGCAAGAUCGUAGUCGAGGGAACAUCAGAAGCUCUUCAUUCGGAACUUGUUGAAGCUUUCGAUCUCAUCGAGAAAGAAGGAGAGGAAAUGAGGGAGAGGGCAAGGAAAUUAGGAGAUAAAAUCCGUGCAAAGAGAGAGGGAGAAUGGAAUGAGAACGUAAAGAAAUUCGGUAUGUGGGGUAGGUCAGAGGACUUUUAG
Molecule: messenger RNA, 1539 nt
Organism: Tremella mesenterica DSM 1558
Lineage: Eukaryota; Fungi; Basidiomycota; Tremellomycetes; Tremellales; Tremellaceae
Exons: 8
Coding region: 1-1539 (512 amino acids)
Molecular function (GO): UDP-glycosyltransferase activity
Source: RefSeq, a predicted model, not a curated record